UUAAUAUAUUAUUUUUUUAUAUCAAAAUAUAUAUUUAUAUAUUAAAAUGUCGAGAGAGUCCGGUAGAAGGUCCGUGGAUAUGGGCGCCGUGAACCGAAGUUCGAGUAGAGGCAAAGCAAAAGCCACCUCCGACGGUUCGACCUCACGCGUUUCUCGAGGAAGACACUCCGUCUCUUCCUUUCCUGCUAUCCCCGAUCACUUAAUCGGGGAUGCUAUGACGGAUGAAGAAUUCGACCAGAUUUAUUCUGGUAGAGGGGACGGAAAUCUCUACACUCUUGAUAGUGUAUUCGAAGAUGUUGAUGAAGCACAUCUGGAUAAUCUGGACGGGGACGAGGAGCCUACACCGCAGAGCAACGACGUCGGCGUGGAGGCAGGUGAGCCCGCGACCUCUCGAGGUCCGGAUAAAGGUAAAAAAAUAUAAAUCAGAGUUAUUUGUUUAUCAUUUUGACAAAGAAACAAAAGAUGGCGUAGUUUAUGGAACUUGUAAACAUUGUAAGACCGUCAUAAAAAUGGGAGUCUCCGGCGGUUAUGGCGGUCCGGAAAAACACCUAAAGUCGAGGCGUCCCGUGGAGUUUGCCAAAUACGAGGCAAAAAAGAAGGGACGACAAGAAGUGCAAAUCCAAAUUUCUCGGUUUGCUAACAGAGGUAAGGGCGGCCUUUUUGCUUAUAGCGACGAGCAAAAUAAGCAAAAAAUGGCCGAAAUGAUUUGUGAAGAAAAUUUGCCAUACAUGUUUUCUGAAAAACUUGGAUUUAUUGAUUAUUGUCAACAGGCAUUAAACCCUCAAGCACGAGGUUUUUCAAGAAAAACAAUUAAACGA
Molecule: messenger RNA, 818 nt
Organism: Cuscuta campestris
Lineage: Eukaryota; Viridiplantae; Streptophyta; Magnoliopsida; Solanales; Convolvulaceae
Source: the annotation of a GenBank genome assembly